Adineta ricciae is the source of this 714-nucleotide messenger RNA. NCBI's taxonomy places the organism in Eukaryota, Metazoa, Rotifera, Eurotatoria, Adinetida, Adinetidae. The record is from the annotation of a GenBank genome assembly.
AUGGUUUUCAUAUUCAUGACUUUCUUGGUAUUUGGUCUCGUGAAUGGCAAUGCAAAUCGGUUUCACUGGUAUGAAUUACCAAAUGCUUAUCUGGGCAACUUUUUCGUCAGGGAGGACACUUUAAGAGAUUCACUGGGUUUCGCUGCUUGGUUCGAUCCAUAUUUUAAGAACGAGCCGAAUCUUGGGGCGGCGAUUGAUAGAUGUGAGAAUCACAAUCUGCGUAGAUUAUUUAUUUCGCCUGAUCAAGCAGCAGCUAUAACAUGUUAUACAUCUGGGACUCGACUCCCUACAUCACUCAAUUACGCGUUGCGAAGUCUCGAUAAAGCGCUCAUAACUGCAUGGACACCGUAUCUUCAAUUUUUUCAUCUAGGUGUACAAAAUUUACCCGAAGAAACUCCGCCUGAAUUGUGUCGUGGUGAUCCAUUUGUAUAUUCUGCCGUAAAUCACUCAUAUGUAACCCUACCAUUAUCAUGGUCUAAUUCAGCAGCGUAUUGUGACAUGCGCUCUUAUGCAUCUGGUGGACCCUGUACAAAAAUCAUAUUACUACAACCCUUCCGUUCGACAAAACGAUUGGACACUUAUGCGUCUUUUGAUGAGAAAGAAUGGAUUACGUUACCAGGAACAGUAGGACAGAUCCAAGACAUCAUCCCGCAAAACGGAGGUGUUUGUCGUAUUAUUCGAGUGCGGCAAGUCAAUCCUAUUCAGGUUUCGUAG